This is a messenger RNA of Thlaspi arvense, 2740 nucleotides long. The record is from the annotation of a GenBank genome assembly. Lineage: Eukaryota; Viridiplantae; Streptophyta; Magnoliopsida; Brassicales; Brassicaceae.
CUCCGGUUUAGUGACGUUUAAAUAAAAUAAAUCUUUCGUUUCAGAUUUUAUUUUCACCACAGUCCGCUGUGCAAGUCCAGUCGCCGCGACACAGUGCGAUCAGUUCCCAGCUUUCCUCCGCCGGAGUGGACUCGAUUGGGUGAGACGCGGACCACCGCACAGGCAUGCACCUUCCCGAGCAAGCAUCUUUCAUUUGAUCAAUUUAGUCUUGCUGUGGAGUUUGUGGAUCAUGCUCGUGAACAUUUUUCUGUGAUUAUAUCAUCGAAAUGGGAGAUUUGCGUCGAAACAGAGGUGGAGGCUCCUCUGAUCAUGAAAGAAAUGAGCACACACUGUUUCCAAAACCAGAAACCUUAGAUUUUGACUUGCCCUGCGACACGUCUUACCCUCAGCAGACUGGUGACAAUGCCGCUACGUCUUCUUCUGGAAGUAACGUGAAGUCAUUGCUCAUUGAGAUGGGGUUUUGCCCUACUCUUUGUCAGAAAGCAAUUGAUGAAAAUGGUGAUGGUGACCUUGAGGAGUUAUUAGAGAUUCUCAGUAAGAGUCCUGUAAAGGAACAUCCUGAGACCAGCUUUCAUGGGCUAAUGGAACCAAAACCGGAGCCUGAUAUAGAAUAUGAAGCUGAUGGUAAAAGGAUGAUGUUGCUAACAAUGGAUUUCCCGGAAAAUUUAGUUGACCUUGCACUGGAUAGGCUUGGUGCAAACGCAGCAAUUGAUGAGAUGGUGGACUUCAUUUCUGCUGCUCAACUAGCUGAAAAGUAUGAAGAAGAAUCCGAGGAAUCACUUGACGGCAGUGGAAACAAUGAAGAAGAUGAAGCUGUCGUUCAAAUUGCUGCUAGGGGACCUCAGGUUUCCAAUGAAGUAUUGUUUGAGACAAUGGACAAAACUUUGCAUCUUCUGGAAAUGGGAUUCUCUAAUAAUGAAAUCUCAAUGGCAAUUGAGAAGAUAGGUACAGUAGGUAAGCUUUCUGACCUCGCUGAGUCCAUUGUGACUGGUGAAAUUCCUGGUGGCAUUCGUGAUGGCCAUGAAGAUAUAGAAAAGAAAGUUUCAGCGGCUCCUGCACCGAAUACAUGUCUUUCAUCGAGUUGGAGAUUCGUUGGUGUUGGUGCACAGAAUGAUGAUGAUGGGCGUUCCUCGAGUGGCACUACUGAUGUAAAACCAGAUCUUGGUUCAGACUCUCUUCCUUUCCCUCCCACAGCCACUGCCAAUGUGGGAGAGACCUCAAGGGGUAAAAGAAUAAAAGACGAAGAUGAGAAUCUAGACGAAUAUAGUGACUUCGACGACAGAGGGAAACGGCUAAGACCCGACUAUUUGGGAGACUCAAGUUCGUUUAUGGAUACCCCAUGGAUGCAAGAUGAGUCUAAAGAGAACACAUAUGAAUAUCCUAGUGCAAUGCAGCCACGUUUGUCACAGAGGCUUGCUCCGAAUGUAGCUAGAAGACCUUAUUUCUUAUGUGGGGUCUUAUGUGAACUAUCUCCUAGCUGGUGGUCUAAGAUAUCGGGUUUCGUGUUCGAUAUUCACCCGGAGCACUUAGAUGCUCGGUUGUGUUCACCUCUGCGUAGGACAGAAGGUUACCUGCACAAUCUCCCCAUGGAAAACAGGUUCAAUAUACUCCCAAAGCCACCGUUGACUAUACAAGACGCAAUGCCACAAAUGAAGAACUGGUGGCCUCAGUGGGAUGUCAGAAGGCAUCUGAACGGCGGCGCGCGUUCUAGAACGGAUGAUGCAACUCAACUCUGCGAAAGAAUCGGACGUCGUCUAGCUGAUUGCAGUGGAAAGCCUUCUCAGCAAGACCAGACUCUGAUACUUCGACAUUGUCACAACUCUAAUCUGAUAUGGAUUGCUCCAAACAUCCUCUCACCUGUAGAGCCUGGACAUUUGGAGCGCAUCAUGGGAUAUCCGACAGACCACACCAACAUCGGUGGUGGAAGGAUGGCUGAGAGAUUGAAGUUGUUUGAGUUUUGCUUCCAAACAGACACGUUGGGGUACCAUCUCUCUGUGCUCAAGUCAAUGUUCCCUGAAGGGUUAACGGUUUUAUCACUCUUUAGUGGGAUAGGUGGUGCGGAAAUCGCACUAAGCCGGCUUGGGAUCCAUCUGAAAGGCGUUAUCUCUGUUGAGCCAUGUGGGUUGAGUGGUAACAUACUGAAAAGAUGGUGGCAGACUUCAAGACAAACCGGGGAGCUUGUGCAGAUUGAAGAAAUCAGGAGCUUAACGACAAAGAAGCUAGAGACCUUGGUGGAGAGAUUUGGGGGAAUCGACUUUAUCAUCUGUCAAAACCCACCAACACCACCUGAUCUCUCUAAAGAAGCCUCAAAGGACAAAGACUUCGGAUUUAAUUAUGGCUUGUUUAACGAGUUUGUUCGUGUCGUAAAACGUGUCAGAGAUAUUAUGGCGUCUAGUUGACCAAGUGCCUUUACGUCCUCAAGUACAUGCAGACUUGUCUCAUCUCUGAAGGUAACUCGUCAAUCUUGAGAGACUAAUUAUACUAAUCUCUACUAGAGUAGAAAGUCGCAAAGCUAGUAUCCAUGUUUCUGUAUCUUCUAGAGAACUGUUUUUUUGAAAUUGAUGCUUUAAUGCAUCCGUCUGUAUGCUCCAUAAUCUGAGAACGUGGUUUUUUUUUUUCCUUGCAAUGCUACUUCUCGGAAAGUUACGCAGUGAACGUUGUUUGUCUCUUCACAUUCAUAUAUAAUAUUAGCAAUUCUUGCUGAAUUUGGUUUAUAAUACUUUGGGUCAAUGUUGUUGCA